AUGAAAUUAUUAUUCUUUCUUUAUAUACUUUUACCUUUAGUAUUAUCUUUUUCUUUAGAUUCAAUUCCAUAUAAUAACUUAAUUAUGUCUUAUGCAUCUUAUUGUAAAGUGGAUCAAAUAAAAAAUUGGGAAUGCCCUUCCUCAAUUUGUAGUUUACCAGCUUCAGAAGAUUUUUUCAAUUCCAACUUUAAGAUUCUUUUGGUAGAAAAUCACAUAGUCAUCGACUCCGAAAUAGUUGAGUUAUUUGGAGAUGAUAUACAAUACUUCAUCGCCAGUAAUGGAACAAACUACUUCUUAACAUUUAGAGGAACAGCUAAUAUUCCAAAUGGAAUAGAUGAUUUCGAAUCUUUAUUUGCUCAAUCUUUAUUUCCAAUUUGGUAUACUGGUUCUAAAGUAUCUUAUGGGUUCCUUGGAGCGUAUAUGGAAGUUCGUCAAAAAAUUAUGGAUUGGUUUCAAAAUCUACAGGGAUGUAUUCCCUCAAGAAAGUGUAAUCUCAUGAUAACUGGUCACAGUCUAGGUGCAGCUCUAGCAAGUACAUACAAUAUUCAAGUUCAAAAUUUCGGUUCACCCCGAGUUGGAAAUAUUGAAUUUGAACAGCACUACGAUAGUAUCUUACCUAACACAAUUAGAAGUAUAUUUUCGAUGAAUUACAUCCAUGUUGGAGCCGAAAUCUUUAUAAAUGGUUCCACCUCAAUAUAUCCUCCUCCUAUGGGAACAGUGUCUGAAUGCUACAAACCAGAUUCAAAAUACUGUAGUGAUGGUGAAUCUGUGCCAUGGAAUAUUUUCAAUUCGAUUAAUGAUUUUAUGUAUGACCACAGAUCAUACUUUGGUUUCAACUUAACCACUUUUUGUGAUAGUUGGCUCCCAAGUAUGACUCCUUCUCCAACCCCAACUCCAACCAUUACCCAAUCACCAACCCCGAACCCGUUGACUUUCCCAAUUCUCACACAAAACAUUACCUCUCAGUGGGUAUCAGCAGGAGUAACUUACUCCAAUAUUGUUGGUAGAUUCACUAACAAUGGUCAAAUCGAUAUCCUCGAUCCUGUUUUUAUUUCUACUCCAAACAUUAUUCCAAUUAGUAUGUUUGGUCUCUCAUCGACUACUGCCUCCAAUGGAAAGAUUAACUGGCGUCUCUCUCCAGCUGGUAGCACCACUCAAUUUAUGCCAAAGGGAUCUCAUUAUGACUUUGCCUAUACUAUCAAUUCUGCAAUUCCCAUGAAUUUCACCAGAGUUCAAUAA
This is a messenger RNA of Heterostelium album PN500, 1239 nucleotides long. RefSeq lists its product as uncharacterized. The record is from RefSeq and is a predicted model, not a curated record. Bases 1 to 1239 code for a protein of 412 amino acids. Gene Ontology annotation, biological process: lipid metabolic process. The transcript has 4 exons. Lineage: Eukaryota; Evosea; Eumycetozoa; Acytosteliales; Acytosteliaceae.